UCCAAACAUACACUUAAUAUUGCGGGUAUCUAAAAUCAUGGUUGCGUUCUGUGUAUGUAGCUAUGGCCAAACCCAAGGUGCUGGAGGAGGAAGUGGAGGUGGUGGUGGUGGAGGAGCAACCCCGUCUCAGAAAUUGACAACCAAUGAUGCCUUAACUUAUUUGAAGGAAGUGAAAGACAUGUUUCAGGAUCAGAGAGAAAAAUAUGACUUGUUCCUUGAGGUCAUGAAAGAUUUCAAGGCUCAGAGGACUGACACUGCUGGUGUCAUAGCAAGGGUUUUUUUCUAUUCUUUGAUAUGGUUGGAUGAUAUUAUUGAAGAUGUGGAGAUUCAAAGUUCUAAGAAUAGAUUACUUGAUUUGAAGGAGAUAAUUGUGAAGAUUGGAGAUGGAUUGAAGAAAUAA
This is a messenger RNA of Arachis duranensis, 400 nucleotides long. RefSeq names its product paired amphipathic helix protein Sin3-like 2. The record is from RefSeq and is a predicted model, not a curated record. The coding region runs from base 38 to 400 and encodes 120 amino acids. Gene Ontology annotation, biological process: negative regulation of transcription by RNA polymerase II. Gene Ontology annotation, molecular function: transcription corepressor activity. Gene Ontology annotation, cellular component: histone deacetylase complex; chromatin. The transcript is spliced from 3 exons. Lineage: Eukaryota; Viridiplantae; Streptophyta; Magnoliopsida; Fabales; Fabaceae.